Messenger RNA from Plasmodium vivax (malaria parasite P. vivax), 1079 nucleotides. RefSeq lists its product as hypothetical. The record is from RefSeq and is a predicted model, not a curated record. The transcript has a single exon. NCBI's taxonomy places the organism in Eukaryota, Apicomplexa, Aconoidasida, Haemosporida, Plasmodiidae. The coding region runs from base 172 to 1014 and encodes 280 amino acids.
CUCCAGAGCGCAGCGCAUGCCUGCAAUGCAGUUGCAAUUGCAAUUGUAAUUGCAAUUGGUAUACCAUUUGGAAGCAUUCCUCGUCGCUUUUUUUUUUUGUUCUUCUUUGCCAAUUGGCAAAGUUAGCUCGGAAAAGAAAUUAAAAAAAUAAAAAAAAGAAGGCGGAACAACAUGCACAUGAGUGAUGCUCCCCAGGGGGGGGAAGAACCCGCGAAGGUUGCAGAAGGAGAAGUCACAGAAACGGGUGGCAGCCAAGUUGAGCAGAGGGGAAGCCAUGAUCUAACCGCGGGAGGUAGUGACGCAGGAUGGGGUGACUCGGAGGGGAAGCACGCGGAGAAGCAAGAGGAUGAACCCGCGGGUGAGGCGAAGAAAGUGCGCAAGAGCUUGGGCAAGGCAGGUAAAGCGGCAAAGGGGAAACUCCAAAAGAAGAAGAAGAAGAAGAAGAAGGUGGAAGUAAAAGAGAAGGCGAAGAAGAAGGACAAAGAGGUGGCCAGGAAGGGCGCCAAAAAGGCAGCCGCGAAGGAGGCCAAAAGGGUAACCGCGAAGGAGAGCAAAACGAUGGGGAAACGGAAAAGAGGUGAGUCCAGCCGAACGGACGACCCCCCCUUAACCGAUUCGGAGGAAGAACUCUACAACGACGAUAACCUGUUUAUGCCCAGGGCGUUAAAGAAGAAGGCCCAAAAGAAGGGCAACCAAAAAGGCAACCAGAAAGGCAAGGCGAAUGAUCAAAAAAGCAAGUCAGCCACCAGCCAAAGUAGCAAAAAAAAACACGAGAAGGGGGAGAAGGGGGUGAAGAAGGAGAAGAGGAGGAAGAAGAAGAAUAAGAUGAAGAGCAAGUUCUGCACAGCCGAGUGCCUGCCCCUUAGCCACUACGCGGAGGCGCUCGAGAAGGAGCUGGCGUCCUACGCCACCAGCGGCUUUAAAAAGUACCUGAAGUUUCUAAAAAAUUACAAAACAACGGUGGGGGUGGAGGACAAGGUGGUGAGCAAGAAGCCCCGGCACAUGUAUGUCUAGCCGUGUUGCGCGGUGGUUAAAACCGGGGAUGCGCUUCCAAUUUUUUUUUUUUUUUUUCCCAUUUA